This is a messenger RNA of Capsicum annuum, 1405 nucleotides long. RefSeq names its product E3 ubiquitin-protein ligase At3g02290. NCBI's taxonomy places the organism in Eukaryota, Viridiplantae, Streptophyta, Magnoliopsida, Solanales, Solanaceae. The record is from RefSeq and is a predicted model, not a curated record. The transcript has 6 exons. The coding region runs from base 460 to 1122 and encodes 220 amino acids. Gene Ontology annotation, molecular function: ubiquitin-protein transferase activity.
UAUACAUACACCAAUUCUAUCUCUAUAGGUUUACCUUCACUGUUCAUUUUUGUUGUUGUUUUCAGCUCAAUUCGACUUGCUACCUUCUUUCUUUUUGGUGAAUUUUGUUUAGCUUAUAAUGGAAUUCUGGAGAUUAUAUAUAUAUAUAUAUUUAUUUUUUUUUGGAUAAAUUUUGGAUUUGAUUUGGUUGUUUUUGAAUCAUUUUUCUGACGAAUUUUGAGGUGUUUGAUGCGUAAGGAUUGAUUGAUUACAUUUGAUCAAUCCUUGAGAGAGCAGAUUCAAAAAUUUGAGUUCUCUCUGGUGCUUCAGUGUUGAGCUCUGGGCACCAACAAAAUGCACCUUCCUUUAAUUGCUAUUCUAUUCUUGUGAGAAGCUGCACCUGCAUUUUGAGAAUGAGAGAAAAGAAUGAGCAAGGUCUUAAACAUUGCUGGCGGAUGACCUAGAUAAAUUAUCAGAAAAAUGGGUAAUUGUUGCUGCUGCUGUUGUGCUUCAAAGCGAGUGGAAUUGAAUGGUUCACCCUCAUUCUAUCGUUAUCCUAUGGUGCCAGAAGAGCGUGAACCCUUGUCAUCUCAUCAUGUCACAGCUGCAGCAUUCUCCACUGCGCUUUUGGUUGAUACGAAUCUGGACACCUCAAGUCCUGACACUUACAGACCACCUCCAAUGCCAAUGCCUUAUGAAACAUAUGUAGGAAGGCCCAGGACUCCACCAGGUCCAGAUAGCAUCAAGAAUGAGGCUGCUGUUCAAGAAACAAACAGUGAAACUGGUGGCGCACUAAACUCAGCAGACACUCCUGAAGCUGUAGACAAGGAUAAAAAGGAGUCUGAAGGUAAUAAAGAUUCCGAAGGCAACGUGCAAACAGAUAUCCAGCUUGAUGCAAUAAAGGAAGUGGAGGAUGAUCUUGAGAAGUCCGAAGAUCUCAAAAAAUCCAAUGUACCUGUAGUUUUACCACCACAAGAGGAGUGUCCCAUCUGUCUUGAAGAAUACGAUGCUGAGAAUCCAAAAAUGAGCACAAAGUGUGAGCAUCAUUUUCACCUUUCAUGCAUUCUUGAAUGGAUGGAGAGAAGUGAAACCUGCCCCGUCUGUGAUCAGGAAACGGUUUUUAACCCUGCAAUCGAUGGAUAGCAAUGGUAAUUCCGCCAAUAGGUGGUUGGUUACUGAAGUGACUUAUAUUGUAUGCGAUGUUGUUCAAUACUUUUGUGUCCGUGAUAGUUAACAGCUUUAGCCAUAUAGUUUCUUCAUUUGCUUCAAAUCGUUGAGCUUGAAUGUGGUAAUAAUUAGGAUAAUGAUUGAUAAGGUUAAAAAAGAGGGAGGAAGAAGAGAAAGAUUGGGUUUCGAUACAUUGCAUAGGUUCGUUUCCAUUGUGAAUAUCCUUAUUUUUAAUCCACGAUAUAUAGGCAUUUUCUAA